GUUGUUUUGAGAAAGCUUCAUCAAACAUAUCUGCAGAGUGUUUUCACAUCAAAAAUAGAGUGGUCGUGUAUUCAACCUGAGGCUGGGUCACAUAUCACCGAACGUUACUCACACAGCUGUUGCUACUAUGACAAAUCUCUGUAUGUGUUUGGGGGUUGUACAGCCACUAACACAACAUUAAAUGAUCUCUGGAGAUUUGAUCUAGCUACCAGAGAAUGGAUACGACCAUUGGCAAUGGGAACCUAUCCGUACCCGAAAGCUUGUGCGAGUUUGGUGGUAUACAAGGAUAACCUGGUUCUGUUUGGAGGCUGGAGUCAUCCUACACCCUUCCCCUUACAUCAGGCUGCAAGGUUUUUCUCUGAACUUCAUAUCUAUAAACCAUCUACAAAUCGUUGGUCACAUGUGACGACGUUAUCCCAUCAGAGUCCUCAGCCAAUAGCAGGACAUUCGGCCUCAAUUAUUGGUGAUUAUAUGGUCAUAUUUGGUGGCUCUCAAAUCCCUGGUAUCAGGACAAAUGAGGUGUGGCUGUUUGACUUCAAUGAACAAGCAUGGAGAAUGCCUAGAAUAGGCUAUAGGAGGCCUGCACCUAGAUAUGGACAAACACAGGUAACAAUAGAUGACAGCCAUAUUCUUAUAGUUGGAGGAUGUGGGGGCGGUACACCAAAUCAGGUUUAUAAUGACUGCUGGUUGCUUACUGUUGGUGAAGAUGAAUGGACGUGGGAUCUGAUCGUUGUAGAGAAUCCACAGUGGGCAGCUCCCCAGCUCUGGUGUAACAGUGCUUGUAAGGUUUCAGACAUGAUAGUAACCUUAAGUAAGGCAGCUAAGCCACUGCCUAGAACAGUGCCAGUUAGUCCACGGGCAUACAAACCUCGAGGUAAAAUCUGGGUGCCUCCAAGGGAAGAUGAAAUUGAACAACCUACAAAUCCAGCCAAUCAAAGUCAAGCACCAGGAUCACCUGACACAUUACCAACCAAUCAGAGUGAGCAAACAAGUGAUUCAGGAAAUGUUAGUGACCAAUCAGAGGCUUCAGAUAUGUCACCUGAUAGUGCUAAUAGCCAAUCAGAUUCUAGUGAACCUGAAGUUGGAACUUCAAAUCCUAGACCUGGAUUACCAAGUGUUAGACCAAAUGCUAUGAAAAAUAGACAAAAACAACUAGAAGCUUUGUUGAAAUAUGAAAAAAGGUUCCGUCACACUGAUAUGGUCGGGCCCUCAGAUGCUGAGGAAGAACCACCUAGACUUUCUCAAAAUCUUCACAAUAUCAGACAGCAGAAAUCACCAACGGUUACAAACUUAGCAUCACUUAUGACGUUGCAUGUGUUAGACAUUUCCAGAGUGUUGGAAUGUAAAGUAGUGUCAUGGCAGAAAUUAAACUUCGAAAAUAUGACAGGUGCUCCAACUGGGACAAUAUUUUACUCUCUUGUAGAAGGCCAAAAUGAAAUUCUUAUGUUUGGAGGGAUAGAAAAAGACAUACAUGCCCUACAGAGGGGUCAGGGGAUACAGUCCCAUACGGUGAACAAUGCACUCUAUAUAAUAUCCCCAAUACAGCACCCUCUUUAGCAUACUUAGAUCGGACAGACAAAAGAUCAAGUCGUACAGCUUUGUGAGGUAUCAUUGGGACAAUUUUUAUCUCAAAGACUUGUUCAGCAUUUCGAAGUGUGUUUAAUUCUAAGUACUGUGUAAGGGCUGCCAUAAGGCAGUAAGGUCAGUUUGUUUCAAAAUUUAGAAAGAUGUUUUAUUUGUUAGUUUUUGUAAUCAGUGAUUCCUAAGCAAUAUUGUCUCUAAGUAUUGACCUGGCACUCGUAAAUUGCCAAUAUUUUUGUGUGUUUUCAUAAGUUCACACAACAUCACACAGUUCGUUGAAAAUAUCUGUACUACUAAAAUAACCUAUAUAGUUCACAGAUGGCAUGAUGGUAAAACGUCUGACUUUCACACACUUAAAAAAGGGUUCAAAAUCACCUCAGACCAGUUUUAUUAGAAAAGUCUAGCUAUUCUACUCACCCUGGCGUCGGCGUCACACUUUGGUUAAAGUUUUGCAUGCAAGUACAUACAGCUAUCAUUUAAAGGCAUAUACCUUUGAAACUUAUUUUUUCUUUUUCUAGGUCAAUUACCAACCUCACUAGGUCAAAUUCCAUAACUCUGACAUGUAUUUUGAGCAAAUUAUGCUCCCUUUUGGACUUAGGAAAUCCUGGUUAAAGUUUUACAUGCAAGUUGCUAUCUCCAAAACUAAUGCAGAUAUUGAAUUGAAACUUCACUUGUGUCUUCGAGGUUAUAAAACUAGUUGAUAGCACCUAGUCCCAUAACUCUGGCCUGCAUUUUGACCAAAUUAUGCCCCCUUUUGGACUUAGAAAAUCCUGGUUAAAGCUUUGGGUGCAAGCAUACAGCUAUUACUAAAAUUGAAACUUCAUAUGUGUCUUUGGGCUUAUAAAACAAGUUGACAGCAUCAAGUCCCAUAACUUUGACCUGCAUUUUGGCCAAAUUAUGCCCCCUUUUGGACUUAGAAAAUCCUGUUCAGUUUUGCAUGCAAGUACAUACAGCUAUUACUUAAAGGCAUAUGUAUUUGAAACUUCUUUUUUUUCUAGAUCAAUAGCCAACCUCACUGGGUCAAGUCCCAUAACUCUGACAUGUAUAUUUGGCAGAUUAUGCCUACUUUUAGACUUAGAAAAUCCUGGUUAAAGUUUUACAUGCAACUUACUAUCUUCAGAACAAAUGCAGAUAUUAAAUUGAAACUUCACAUGUGCCUUAGUGAUUAUAAAACUAGUUGAUUGCAUCACGUUCCAUAACUCUGACAUGCAUUUUGGUCAAAUUAUGUCCCCUUUUUAACAAAAAGCUUAUGGUUGAAGUUUUGCAUGCUAGUUAUCUCCAAAACUAAUGCAGAUACUUGAUUGAAACUCUAUAGAUAUUUUAACAUUUAGGGUAACAUUUUCCUGUUGCUAAGGCAAUAAUUUGAAUAGUCAAGCAUUUGAUAUCUUAUGGACAGCUCAUGUUUAAUUAAGUGUGAUGUAAUUGAUUUAUAUUGCUUUUAUUAGCUCACCUUUCACUUAGAUGAGCUUUUGUGAUUGCCCGUCCUCUGACGGCGGUGGCAGGGUCUGUCCACAAUUUCUUGUGAACACGAUAGAGCCCACAUUUUGCAAUCAAUUUUAAUCAUACAUGCACACAACUUGUAUUGGCAUAAUGUCUCUGUUCUUACCAAAAUUGGCCAGAGCCCAUCAUGGGUUCCAGAGACAUGGCCCCUGAAAGGGCCAACAUUUGCUUGUUCACCAUCAAAAGCUGACUCUAUAUAGCAAGAAACAUAACGGUAUUCUGCUUUUUUUGCAAGCAUUAUGGCUCCUUUUGGACUUAGACAAUUUCAGAUUUCUUUGUUAAGUUUUAUGUUUAGGUCAGCUUUUCUCCUAAAUUAUCAAAGCUAUUGCCUCCUUAACUAUCAAAGUUAUUGCAAUAAAACUUGCAACACUUUGUUCACCAUCAAAUGUUGACUAUAUACAGCAAGAAACGUAACUCCAUCCUACUUUUUGCAAGAAUUAUGGCCCCUUUUUGACUUAGAAAAUAUCAGAUUUUUUGGUUAAGUUUUGCAUUUACUAUGUGUACUUUUCUCCUUAAUGGUCAAAACUAUUGCUUUAAAACUUGACACAGUUAUUUGUAAUUAAAAGCUGACUUUGCACAGCACGUGCCAUAACUCUACAUUGCUUUUUGUAAGAAUUAUGUCCCCUUUUAGAAAAUCGUGUCGAAUUUGGGACUUGCUCAAAGCUCGAAACUGAAAAGUUCUAAGUGUUUUAUUCGAGCCAGCAUUGAAUGGACAUCUUAGGGAACUGAUCUGUGAUGAAGCUUACAGCUUUUUUUUAACCACUCCCGAGUCGGCUUCCUGUAAAAACCAGUAAGAAGAAACACUGAAAAGCAAGUCCCUUCUAUUUCGAGACUCAGAGGAUUUAUCUAUGUUAAAUGUUUGUUCAGGGAACUGGUAUGGACUAUAAUUCUUUUUUUCUUUGAGCUAAAUUCGCAUUGUAGUUACAGGACUUACAGACGGAGAUUUCUGCUUUCUUUUGUUGAGAUUCGCUACAUUUUUAGCACUUUUAAUGACAUUUGUCUUAAAUCUGAAGGAAAUAAUUAAGUGCGACUUUUAAGCUUUUUAAGGUAUUUUGGCAAUAUGCUUUUUAAUAGGUCUUAAAAUUUCAUUGGGUAUACAUGCUGUAACUGGCAACAAGUUUGGUUUAUUAAGUUUUGAUUCAUCUGUUGACGACGUCAUAGAAAUUGAUAUUUUGACGACCUUCAGCUCCUCAUCGUAAAAUAAACCUGAAAAUAGAUAGAAUCUAUAAUAUAUCUUAUUUUUUUGUCAAGUCGCUUGACUUUGAAAAUUUAUAAUGACAUGUAGUAGGUAAAAACUAGACAGAUCUCCAAAAAAGGUGGGUGUUGAAAAAUUACUCCACAUUGCCCAGAGCGUCCUACAGAAGUACUCCGGACCACAGCGCUUUUGUUUUCAGCAAGUCAUUGCCAGAAGCACCAAUGUUAUCCAGAAAAAUAAAGCAUCGCUCAUAAUUCUAACUUUGUGAGGGACUCCUUAGUUUUUGCAAAAAGUACCAAAUUAAUCUGGCUCUCGGUGUCACGAUUCCGCACGAGCGCUGAUAUUUUCAAUUCAUGAACACCUUAUUCGGUUAGUAAGGCGUAAAAAAAUUGUUUGUUUCCGGUAUCCCGACCUACCCUAAAUUUUUGGCCCGACCAUAAAUGUUUUUAUGGCCUUGGAGAAUAAUUUGUUGAACUUUUUGACAAAAAGUUGCCAAACUGCACUUUUUAUGUUUUUUAAACAUGGUCGGUGAUGUUAGAAAUCAACUCCCUGAUGCUGUAAAGGCAUACCCCCUUAUAUGUACUCAUUUUUUGACAAAAAAGUAAUUUCCGAAAAGUCUGUCUUAAUAACACCCCCCCCCCCCCACCCACCCCCCCAAAAAAAAUAAUUCCUACCUACCUACCCUAAUUUUUUGAACAUGUUACCGGAAACAAAUAACUUUUUAGUAGGCCUAAAAAAGUUAUUUGUUUCCAGUAACAUGCCCCAAAACAUAGUUUAAACAUAUUUAUUGCAUGAAUUCCGCAAAUAACAGUAGUACAGUAACCAUUUUGCACUUUCGGAUUGGCACAGUAAAAUGCAAGCAUCUAAUAAGGGUAAGCUUUACGGCCUUUUUAAAGAUCAACACGCUCGUGAGAACUAUCUAACAUUAUUAAUCCCCCGCCGUGGCGGAGGGAUUAUAGGAAUGGUCUGCGUCCGUCUUUCCGUCCGUCCGUAACAAAUUCGUGUCCGGUCCAUAUCUCCUAAACCCCUUGAAGGAUUUUCAUGAAACUUGGGUCAAAUGAUCACCUCAUCAAGACGAUGUGCAGAACCCAUAAGUCAGCCUUGUCGGUUCAAGGUUAAGGUCACAACUCAAGGUCAAAGGUUUGAGCCUGCCAUUUUGUGUCCGCUCUAUAUCUCUUAAACCCCUUGAAGGAAUUUUAUAAAACCUGGGUCAAAUGAUCACCUCAUCAAGACGAUGUGCAGAACCCAUGAGUCAGCCAUGCCGGCUCAAGGUCAAGGUCACAACUCAAGGUCAAAGGUUUGAGCCUUCCAUUUUGUGUCCGCUCUAUAUCUCUUAAACCCCUUGAAGGAAUUUUAUAAAACCUGGGUCAAAUGAUCACCUCAUCAAGACGAUGUGCAGAACCCAUGAGUCAGUCAUGCCGGCUCAAGGUCAAGGUCACAACUUAGGGUCAAAGGUUUGAACCUUCCAUUUUGUGUCCGCUCUAUAUCUCCUAAACCCCUUGAAGGAUUUUCAUCAAACUUUGGUCAAACGAUCACCUCAUCAAGGCGAUGUGCAGAACUUAUGAGUCAGCCAUGUCAGCUCAAGGUCAAGGUCACAACUGAAGGUCAAAGGUUUGAGCCUUCCAUUUGUGUCCACUCUAUAUCUCCUAAACCCCUUGAAGGAAUUUUAUAAAACCUGGGUCAAAUGAUUACCUCAUCAAGACGAUGUGCAGAAAUUAUGAGUCAACCAUGCCAGCUCAAGGUCAAGGUCACAACUAAGGGUCGAAGGUUUGAGCCUUCCAUUUGGUGUCCACUCUGUAUCUCCUUAACCCCUUGAAGGAUUUUCAUCAAACUUUGGUCAAAUGAUCACCUCAUCAAGAACUCAUGAGUCAGCCAUGUCAACUCAAGGUCAAGGUCACAACUGAAGGUCAAAGGUUUCAGCUCUGUAUCUCCUAAACCCCUUGAAGGAUUUUCAUGAAACUUUGGUCAAAUGAUCACCUCAUCAAGACGUUGUGCAGAAUUCAUGAGUCAGCCGUGUCAGUUCAAGGUCAAGGUCACAGCUAAAAUCAAAGGUUUUACCCUUUCACUAUCCAUAGCAGUGGCGGGGGAUUUAGCUGUCUUUCAGACUGCCUUGUUACCUAAGCAUCUGUACUUACCAAUUUUUUAAGUAUCGCUCUGCAAAUCAUAAAUUGCCUAUUGAGACAGGUCGCUGGUCAAAUGUUCCAUACAAUGAUAGGAAAUGUUCCUCAUGCUCCAGAGAAUUAGGCGACGAAUUUCACUAUCUACUUGUUUGUAAUCGCUUCAGAGUUAAAAGAAUCCAGCUCAUCCCAGUACAAUUUUACAGAAAUCCUAACAUUAUUAAAUACAACCAACUUAUGAAAAGCAAGGAUCCAGAAAUACUUAAAAAUCUUAGCACAUUUGUAGCCUAUAUUAUGAAGCACGUUCAGUAGAAAUUUGUUUGUAUAAAUCCAAAUAUAUCCAAGUUAAUCACAGUUUAACACAUGUAUAGUAGUCGCAACUUGACCGCGAUGGUUGACCUUCAGCUGAUUAUUCAUAUCGAUUAUUUCAUUAUAGAAAUAAAGGGUGGUGAGGGUAUCUAUAUAUAUUUAUAUGAAAUUAGUUUGUAUACAGUGCACUAUCAAAGUAUGUUUACUUACAUUUGAUCAUUUAAAACUUUCAAGUACACUAAUUUAUAAUUACACAAAUUUAUAUUUCCACUAUCUCAUGCAGCUCGUGUUUUACGUACAUUCCUUUUCAAUAAUAGGUUGUGCCUCAUUAUAUAUUAUAAUACAAAGGUCAACCAUCGGGGUCAAGUUGCGUCCACUAUACUCCUAUUUGUUUGUACUGUUAUAUAAUAUCUAUUCAUUCAUAAAGUGCAAUUCUCCCAACAUUGAAUUACUUUCCUCGUGACCCUUUACUGAUUAUAGUAGUAUAUCUCGUCAAUGGCAUUCCUUAUUUACUCACUUGGAUCAGCUCACGAUUUUAUCGUGCGCUGGUUACCUAUAGUACAAUACUGAAUUUCCAUGCUAAAUUCAAUACUUUAAAUAAAUUAAGCGGACAAAUGAAUAUCAUUGUCCCCUACCCUACCUAAUACAGAGUUUACUAUAAAACUAAUAAAAAAAGAAGUUAUUGCUAUCUAGUUGUUACCCAUAUGUAUGUUUUUUUCUGAUUUGUUUAUUACAUUGUCUGUUGUUGCACAUGUAACCUGACGUAAUAAAGAAAUAUUGUAUUGUA
Molecule: messenger RNA, 7489 nt
Organism: Mercenaria mercenaria
Lineage: Eukaryota; Metazoa; Mollusca; Bivalvia; Venerida; Veneridae
Product: F-box only protein 42-like
Exons: 7
Molecular function (GO): protein binding
Source: RefSeq, a predicted model, not a curated record